UUUUCUCUCGUUUCACUACACGACAAUCUACAAUCAAGCAUCAUGAGCGGACGCGGCAAAGGAGGAAAAGCAAAGAGCGGCAAAUCGAAGACCCGGUCGUCCCGUGCCGGACUCCAGUUCCCGGUCGGUCGUAUCCAUCGUCUGUUGAGGAAGGGCAACUACGCCGAGCGCGUCGGUGCCGGCGCUCCCGUGUACCUGGCCGCCGUCAUGGAGUACUUGGCCGCUGAAGUGUUGGAAUUGGCCGGUAACGCCGCCCGUGACAACAAGAAGACCCGUAUCAUCCCUAGACAUUUACAGUUGGCCAUCAGGAACGACGAGGAGUUGAACAAACUGUUGUCCGGCGUCACCAUUGCCCAAGGUGGUGUGCUGCCCAACAUCCAAGCCGUCCUUUUGCCCAAGAAGACCGAAAAGAAAGCUUAAGAACGCGUCGUCGCCGUAUUUAUACAUAUUAAAACGGCCCUUUUCAGGGCCACCAAUAUUAACUAUUUUUACAACACUCUUGUUGUUUUCGGCAUAGAUGAUGUGUGGCGUUGUGCUAAAUAUCGUUGUAUUAUUUUGUCAAGCCUUAGCAAAUAUUUGUAGCUUAGAAUUUCAGCAAAUCUACUUUAAUUUUUUCUUUAGGUCAAUAACAAUUUAUAAAAUAUGACUAUAACUCGAACUGGAAAUAAUA
Molecule: messenger RNA, 670 nt
Organism: Adelges cooleyi (spruce gall adelgid)
Lineage: Eukaryota; Metazoa; Arthropoda; Insecta; Hemiptera; Adelgidae
Product: histone H2A
Exons: 1
Coding region: 43-420 (125 amino acids)
Cellular component (GO): nucleosome
Molecular function (GO): protein heterodimerization activity; DNA binding; structural constituent of chromatin
Source: RefSeq, a predicted model, not a curated record